AAAAGGAAAAGUUGCAGUAAAGGGUAAAAUGACAUUAAGAUGUAGUAUAUCGGAUAAAGAAACCAACAAAAACUAUUAUGAUUAUGAUUAUGAUUAUGAUUAUCAAGAGACGUAAUACUAAAUCCUAAGCAAGAAGCAACUGCAAAGAUGAGUAGACAACCAUGAAGCAUGCACACUGUAGCAAACGAGAUAGUAAAAUCGAUGGCCCCUCCACUCUCACACAACUAAUCCACCCAAAAAAAUAUCAAGAUUUGAUUGAGCUUUUCCACCGCUCUUUGUUGGCUGCUGCAAACAGUAAAGUCGGUCGCCUGUGGUGAGAAAGAUUAAUUGUUGUAAUGGAGCAGAGUGAUGAAUUGGGUGCAGCGAUUGAGAUGUCGUUCAAGAAGAAAGCUGCGGUUUCGAGGAAUUGGAUGCUGGUGGACUGCUGCGGCGAGGGGAUGAUUGUGGAUUGGGAUAAGUUUGAUAUCAUGAGACGGCUGCCCAUUAAUGGCAGAGACCUUAGGAUUCUUGAUCCUCUGCUCUCUUACCCUUCUGCAAUUCUAGUCAGAGAAAGAGCCAUUGUCCUCAAUUUGGAGCAUAUCAAGGCGAUUAUAACUACAGAUGAGGUGUUGUUGAGGGAUCCUCUUGAUGAUAAUGUGGCCCCGAUUGUGGAGGAGCUGCAGAGGCGACUGCCUUUGGGAAGUGGUCGCGGUGAAGGAGAAGAAGAGGAGCUUCUUGAAGCUCGGAGUAGUGAAGUAACAGAUUUCCCGUUUGAAUUUCGAGCACUAGAAGUGGCAUUAGAAGGCGUGUGCAGCUCCCUUGAUGCGCAAACUAGAGAACUCGAGAUUUCUGCUUAUCCUGCAUUGGAUGAGCUCACUGCUAAGACAAACAGCACAAACUUAGACCGUGUGCGCAAGAUGAAGAGUUCUAUGACAAGAUUGACAAGUCGGGUUCAAAAAGUGAGAGACGAACUAGAGCAACUCCUGGACGAUGAUGAUGACAUGGCUGAUCUCUAUCUCUCAAGAAAGAUGGCCAUGUCGGCUUCCGUCUCCACUGAUUCUCUGAAAACAGAAUCGAGAUUUUCCACAAGCAGAACCAGCGGUAGUAAGGGCAGUGCAGCAACCACUACUCAAGAAGAGGAUAAUGUUGAUGAACUUGAGAUGCUGCUUGAGGCUUAUUUUAUGCAAAUUGAGAGCACUAUGAACAAGCUGACUACGUUGAGAGAGUACAUUGAUGAUACAGAAGAUUACAUUAAUAUUCAGUUGGAUAAUCAUCGGAAUCAGCUGAUUCAGCUGGAGCUAUUUCUGAGUUCAGGCACAGUGUGUUUGGCUGUGUAUUCUUUAGCUGCAGCUAUUUUUGGAAUGAAUAUUCGAUAUCCAUGGAGGGAAAACCAUGGCUUCCUGUUCAAAUGGGUGGUGAUGGUUACUCUGGUUGUUUGUGGAUUCCUUUUUCUAUGGAUGAUCUCUUAUGCUCGGCAUAAGGGACUUGUUGGUUCUUGAUUACUAUAAUAAGUUUUGUUACAUUUAAUUACAAAAAUUCAAGUUGGGUAGUGUGACAUAUCAUGCUCCGAAAAUGUAGUUGGACCCCCUUUCGACUUCGUCCUAGAAAAUGUAAUGUGUAAGAAUUUAUUUUUAGAGAUCUCCGAAGCAUAACAUUUUCUUAAA
This is a messenger RNA of Salvia miltiorrhiza (redroot sage), 1643 nucleotides long. RefSeq names its product magnesium transporter MRS2-I-like. The transcript has 11 exons. The record is from RefSeq and is a predicted model, not a curated record. Gene Ontology annotation, molecular function: magnesium ion transmembrane transporter activity. Gene Ontology annotation, biological process: magnesium ion transport; transmembrane transport. Lineage: Eukaryota; Viridiplantae; Streptophyta; Magnoliopsida; Lamiales; Lamiaceae. Bases 336 to 1478 code for a protein of 380 amino acids. Gene Ontology annotation, cellular component: membrane.